AUAGUCGUAAAUCCAAGGCGGCAAGAUAUGAAAUGCUCUGCGCUGGAUUUAGUUUUGGCAGGUUGUGAUUACGGGAAAAGAGUGCUCAUGAUCGAUAUGGAUGGCUCUGAAAUUGCCAUAGACUUGUUGAAUGAAUGCAUUAGGACCGGACUUCAAGCUGUGUCUCAAAUAAUUCAUGCCAUUACUGAGUUGAGGACUUUAUCGGGCCGGUCGAAAAGACAGGCAUUUUGCGGCGAACAACUUUAUGGUAUUUUGAUGGAUGCAAGGCACGAUAAACUUUCUCGCGAUCGAGCCAUUUCGGAAAUUGAUGAACAAGUGCUUGAGCAUUUCAAGGAAAAAGUCUCUCCAAAUAAGCUUCGUCACAUUUUCAACAAUCUCCUUAAAAAGUCCUUGAGGAAAGUGCUAUUCAAGAACAAUGUUCGAUGCGAUGGACGAAAGUUCGACGAAUUCCGUCCAGUGGCUAUUAAAGUGGAUGUUCAUAGAAAUUUACAUGGAUCAGCGUUGUUCCAGCGCGGGCAGACGCAGGUUGUUUUUUCUUGUCUGAUUUAA
This is a messenger RNA of Gongylonema pulchrum, 549 nucleotides long. The record is from the annotation of a GenBank genome assembly. NCBI's taxonomy places the organism in Eukaryota, Metazoa, Nematoda, Chromadorea, Rhabditida, Gongylonematidae.